Messenger RNA from Calidris pugnax (ruff), 5416 nucleotides. It is a transcript of the gene SPATA18, whose product is annotated as spermatogenesis associated 18. Gene Ontology annotation, biological process: mitophagy by internal vacuole formation; mitochondrial protein catabolic process. The transcript has 12 exons. Gene Ontology annotation, cellular component: mitochondrial outer membrane. NCBI's taxonomy places the organism in Eukaryota, Metazoa, Chordata, Aves, Charadriiformes, Scolopacidae. The record is from RefSeq and is a predicted model, not a curated record. Bases 289 to 1677 code for a protein of 462 amino acids.
GCACGUCGUUCGCCCCGUUACCACAACCCAGGCGCGCCCUGCCCGCGUUGCCGUGGCACCCGCUGCCGCGCCGGGCCCGGCCCCGCGUUACCAUCGCGAUUAUAAAGGCGGCGCGAAAGCGGCGCCGCCCGAAGAGCAUCGGGCCCCGGGCCGGCGGUACCACCUCCAUCCCGCGCCGCCGGCCCGCGGAGGGCUCCCGGGGUAGGGGACACACACACAUAUAAACACACGGACGCAGCCCAUCCCAUCCUGUCCCAACCCCGGGAGCGAGCGAGCGAACAGCUGGCCAUGGCCGACGGCUUGAGGCGGCUGGUGGGCGCGGAGAGCGGCCGGGUGCUGCAGGAGAAGCUGGAGAGCUGGUACCGGGACUACGAGAUUAAUUCCUGUGAUCAGAAUCUGAACCGAUGCUGUGAAAUAAUAGAAUUGAACUCUAAGAUUCAAGGGCAGCUCUUCACAAUCCUAAAUGAAACAUCUCAAGAAGGUGGGCAUUAUGCAGGUGUGGAAACAAUAAAAACUCGUCUCCUGCCAUGGCUAGGGACUUGUUUUUCCUGUGCUUCUUCAGGAAAGCUCUUUGAAACCAACCUCUCUCUCACUCAGGAUUCAAUUGAGAGGGAGAGGCAGCUGAGAAAGCUGGCCAACAAUCAGAGUUUUCAGCUGCAAGAGCUGCAGGAAGAACUGACUUCAACUCGUCUACAGCUCAACCAUGUGCAACAAGAUCUGAAGACUUCCCGUGCCCAAGAGAAGGAUGCCCUGUGGAAGUUAGAACGUCUGAAUGACUAUGAGCAGCAGAUUCAAAUACUGCGGGAUGAGAUUUCUAUCCUGGAUGCCCAAAAGUCUGUUCUCCAGAGCAGGCUUGCGCGGAGCCGCUCUCCCUCCCCGAGGCGCGUUGAGAACAGGUCACCGAGCCCCCCUUGCCUGAGGAGCUGCUCUCCCGGCCGAGCCAGGCGGACAAACGCUUCGCGUCGCGCCUGCCUGAUCGCUCGCUUCGGUGACAUCUACGCUGAAGAACGCCUGGACGCAGAGACCCUUCUGAGGACGUACAUCAGUGACAUGGAGAUGGUGCAGAGAAUAAUAUACAUUGCAGCUGUGGAGUCUUUUCAUGCAGCAAAGAUGGCCUACAGGCAGUUCAAAGGACGUGUAAGAGAGACUCUGUCUCUAGGUCACUCAGGGCCUGAGUCUCUUGAAGACACUGUCCUGGAUUAUAUAGUUCGCCACGAGGAUCUGUAUGACGUUCAAGCCAGUGUCAAUGAAGUAAUUCGCUCCAUGAACGUCAACCCAAAGAUUUCAUUUCCACCAGAAAUUGAUUUCAUUGUGAUCAGCACUUUGAUUCGAGAGUUGUGCCGUAUGGCUUUUUCAAUGCAGACACUCAGUCCUCCUCUUGAUAUUGCCUUUGGUAUUGAUGGAGAACUCUUCAGUGAAACCAAGUACCAUCGUAGUUUUGACUCUGAUUUCACAGCUGCCUUGGUGGCCUAUCACGUAUGGCCUGCUCUGAUGGAAAAUGACAUUGUCGUUGUGAAGGGAGAGGCAGUCACAAAAAGAGGAGCUCUGUGGUCUCGCAGAAGUAGAAGUAGAAGCAGAAGCCGCAGCCGCAGCCGUAGCACCAGUCCUCUUGUGUCUCAUCGUCUGUCUCGAAGCCGCAGCCCUACACCAGUGAGGAGCGGAAGCCCAAGGCGUUAAUUGAACACUCUCCUGUCAUUCAGUACAUCUGGAUCCAACAACUUCACUGGUGCCUUUUCUCUUCAAGAAUACCUCAAAUCUCGCAAUAAUGUGAAUGGCAAUUGUCGCUCCUCCGCAUGGAGUUUGUGUUCAGUGUGUUUUUUCGAAUCAUAGAAGGCUUAUCUAUAAUUGUAGAAACUAAUUCAACCCUUCUGGUUUAAAAAAAACCAAAAGUGCAUGCAUUAGAGGAUCAUACUCAUUUGGCAAAAUUUCAGAAUUUGCAGAGCGGUGCAUGCUGUAAUCCUGCAGAUGGAGAUAGAAUGGUUGCAUCUAGAGUGUUUUCCAUGGAUACCAAAUGAUGCAGUUUAUCUCGAUAGGAUGUUUAAUAUAACCCAAAUGGUGAACCUUGCAGAAUGUUGAAGUUAGCUCUUACUUGAAAACAAUUUAAUUAAUUGGUGCUUAUUUGCAAUUUUAGAAAACAGCAAUAAUCUUAGGAUGUGCCAGUCUCACACAGCCUCCUCUUAAAUAUGUCCUUGCGGUAAACUGAAAUUUCUAACUACAGUGCAAAAGUUGCUCAGAACAAUCAUAAACUACCAAUACUCCAUCAACCCCCAGGGCUUUACUGACAUUUAUUUAUGAAAACACAGGUGUGAGCUUUAGCAAAGCAGUAGUAGUCCUUGUUAAAUCUCUUGUUACUUAGAAAGGAGUAUUAUAAAAAAACUGUAGUUUGGAACUUCAAGUGUUUUGAAAGUGUGCCACUGGUUAUUUGUAGGCUUGAAAUAUUUGCUCGAGGUGGCCUGUUCGGUAUCACUUUUCAUGGGCUUUCAUGCCAGACUGAUAGAUUAGUAAUUCUUGUCAACACAGUGAAAAAAAAAACCUGUCCAGUUAUCUCUUACUGUGGGCUUUUAUUACAUUUUAACUGUAAAAAUUAGAGACAGAAAGAGAUUUUAGUCUGGCACUUUAAAUAGCUUGUUCCCCCUGAAAAUGUUUAUUUCAAUAUCAGCUUUUUUUUGUUUUCAAGAGAACUGAUCCUGCCUUUCUCUCAGAACUUCAUCUGCAGGGCCAGCUUUAAAUACAAGCCACGCAAGGGACAGCUUGGGGCCUUGGGCUUUUACAUAGAGACAGGAUUUGUCAUAACGGAGCUGACGUGUAAUUCCUAACUCCACUGUCUCAUUCCAGUCAGUACCUGAUGAUUCAAAGGUAUGUAGUGUUUUUCCCAAAUUCAUCUCCACAAUUUUGGGAUAUAAAAAAUCAGGAGGAGGAAAAAUUCCUUUCUGCCUCCUCUUUUAACCUGCCUACGCCCCAGAACAUGACACUUCAUUAGUACUGAUGUAAAAACAUGAGCAAAAAUAUUUUUAUUAGUUCGGAAACUAUUUAGUCCUUAAAAUUAAGUCACAGGAGCAGAUUUUGUGAUCCCUUUCCAGGGAUCUUGUGCAGAUUUACACAUGUGCUCUUUCUGUCAUCUUCUUGUGUGGCUUAAGACUUUGGCACAGGUCUCUUUGGCACAGGAUCCCGUUUCAGGCAGACUUUAGCAUUAGUCCUCACGAGCCAUGGAUCAGCUGUGACUUGAGUUCUACAGAUGUGUUUUCAUUGGAGUUAGGCCCAUUAGUAACCAACGAGAGCAGAAUGAGAUCCUGGACAUUGGGUGUCAUCCCCAGAGCCGCUCUGAAUGAACUGAGGGGACACAAAGGCACAUGCAUGUUAUGUGGUGUAGUUUCUUGUUAUCUAAGGAAGUCACAAGAGAACACACAAAGCAGUGCUCCUUUGUGUAAGAGCCUAGUUGCUGAUCACAGCUAUGGAUCUGGGCUUGAAGUGAAACUGCAUAUUUCUGCACUGAUCUCAUGACUAAAACCACCACAGUUCUGGAAAAAACGAGCACCUGCAACUUGUGUGGCAACAGAAGAUAUUUGGAUAUCCCAAAGUGUGGUUUUGAGCAGAAAAACAAAGACUUUCUCAAAAUCUUGUAAUUACCAAGGGCUAAGGAGAUGUUUUUUAAAAAAUUAGGUGUUGUGGGUUUGUUUUCUGCAUGUAAUUACCCAGACUUGUCUGUAUUAUGAUUUUGAGUUGAAGCAAGUUUCCAUACCAACUGUGGGAAAACAAGGACUACAUGAAGGAAGUAUGUUUUUCUUGACAAGUGUGAGAGGAAGGGUAGUGCCAGACUUGCACACACCUGUGAUGCCACUGGGAAUUAGUAUUCCCAAAGAGCUAAAAUCGCCAUAAAAGUCAAAUUCGUAGUGCUUGGGGGACCAUCUCCUCUUACUCCCCCAGCAGGUACCUAGAGAACUAGUUACUCUCAAAGUAAAAGAGAAAACUAAUGAAGUGACAGCCAAUGACUUGUUUUGGUGGUGAGAAAGCAGCUUGAGGAUUUUUUCUUUUUUUUUUUUUUUUUUAUUGCAUAAUGUUUCAGAGCAGAGCAAGCCAUUUUCAGCAAAAUAGGAAGUCAAUCCACAGCAUGGCAACACUUAAUCAGUUAAACAAACCUUACUCUACUCAAUUGUACUCUGCAGCCUGUAGUCUUUUUAUAGGAUAUAUUGUUUUGUACUUGUUGCCUGCGCAGCUUAUUUAUGGGCAAUUAAAUCUCUAGGUCAGAUAGCAGGUUGCUUUUUAUGUCUAUUUAGACACUAACAGCUCCUGUGCUGCUCUUUAUCGCUAUAACAACAGUGCAGAGAAUGCAUACCAAUACAGAUUAUAUGGAAUUAACCAGCAAAUGCAAAAUAAUUUAUAAAAAGAGACUUCUGUAAUUGCUUUUAAGACCCUAUGAGAGAAUGGAUCAUGAAUGUGAAACAGAUGACUUGACAUUUUAAUAAGAGUUUUUAAAACAUUAAGAAAGAUUUUUUUUUUUUAAUUUUUUUUUUUUCUCCAAAUCACAAGCCUGGAUAAUGCCACACUUGUAAAUACAGCAAAGUAGAAACAGUAAAGGUUUAUUCUAAUAGGUGACAAAUAAAAAAAAAAAAGCCAGUAAGGCUUCUAUUACAAAAUAGGUUUAGAACAGCAUGACCAUGAUCAAAGUGUUAAUACCAGGAAAAAGAGGGCUUGUUUUUGAGCUAAUUUAAACUCUGUGCAGAUGGACUGAUGGAAAAGAGACUGCACAGGAUGUUAAAAAGCACCACCUUUGGGCCAAGGUGUUCCUGUAGAACAGCACACGUUUGUGAGGGACUUUGUGAUUGCUGGAGAUUUUCUCCUCACCUCUUUGAAGGCCAAUUAAUGUCUGCCUCAGUUCAAAGGCUGUCCCAGAUUCUGUCUAAAUGUAUUUUAUCACCUGUUUCUGGGAAAAUGCAAUGUCAUCAGAAUAUCUUCAGUCUUCCUUGUUCAAUGUUUGCAGCUCAAUAACAUAAAGUGGACGCUCGUGCAGAGCUAGCAGAUACCGAGGGCGAAUGGCUCAGCUAAAUUUGUGACUGCUCAAUGAAGAUUUAAAUUCAGAAAUGAUCUUAGAUUCUUCCAGCGUCCUGAUAGGGUAAAGAAAGUUGGGAGCAGGAGGUUGGUGAAAUCCUCCCAUCAGUGAGCUGUGGUGCUGAUUCAGUCUCGUAGGAGGCUCUGGAGAUGAGAGGUAAGUUAAAGCAAAAAUACACCACAGCCUGAAGAAAUUGAAUGUGAAGGCCAAAAAUUAUCAAGAUGCUCCCUGGAAAACAUGCCUGUACACCCUCCAGGAUUUAAGCCUUUUAACUUUACUCUUUUAAUAUGUAUAUAUAUCAUGUGUGUACUGCAAAAGUUUGUCACCCUGUACAAGUGCCAUCAGAAUUAAACAGUCUUUCAGCUUCAU